UCUAACUCUAACGCCGCCGCUACGGCUUGUUCUCGCGGGGGAUUGUCCAGUCGUCGCCGGCGGCCGCGGCUGGGAGCACGCUUCGUCGUGACGCUCGGAGCUGAACCUAGAGAGAGAAGGCAUCGGUGUCGGGCCGCCCAGGUGGAGGGAUCGGGCGGCGGCGCCCGGCGACCCCCAUCAUCCUCGGCGCGGCCGCGGCAUGGACGGCCCCAGGAGGAGCGCGGCCGCGGCGGCCUUGCUGCCCGACGACUCCAUCGUGGAGAUCCUCUCCCGCGUCCCGGCCAGAUCCCUCUGCCGUUUCAAGUGCGUGUCCAAGGCCUGGCGCGACCUCAUCGCCGACCGCUUCCGCUGCAAGAAGCUCCCCCAAACCCCCGAGGGCUUCUUCUACGCCUACGACGACAACAAGAUGCGUGGCUGCAGCAGUAGCGAUGAUGGCGGUAGUAAGGGAAACGGCGGCGGCGCGAGCUCUGAUCGCGUCGCCCAUGGGCACUUCAUCAACACAUUGGGUAGAUCUGUGCCCCUCGCUUCCUACUCCUUCCUGCUGGAGCAGCCUGGAAUUGAGGCCAUCGGUCUCAUGCGUUCCUGCAACGGCCUCCUCCUCUUCGGGCACAGAAGGGAUUCGGACACCUAUGAAUCACUGGGCUAUAUUGUGUGCAACCCCGUCACCGAGCAAUGGGUGGCUGUGCCCAGCUCCGGCUGGGAACCUUUAUACCCAUCCGAUGAGAGCGAGGACUCUGACUCUGAAACUGGAUAUAACUGCCCUCCUUUCACCUAUUUGAUUUUCGACCCUGCUGUGUCCUCGCACUUUCACUUGGUCCAGUUCUGGACGUACGAUGAUGUAUUCGUGGAAGAGGUUCACACUUACUCGUCUGAAACUGGGGUAUGGUCUGAGUGUACAAGUGAGUGGUGUUCAGAUGAGGGCUUAUCAUUCUUUGCAGGAAGUGCCUUUGUUCAUGGCAUGCUGCAUUUCAGUGUCACCCGCUUUGGUGGGGAAGGGAAGAACUGUCACCAGGAGCAAAUUGUUGCAGUUGAUGGGGAAGGGAAGAAGUGUAGGAUCAUUAGCGGGCUGGAGAAGCCUGGUGAUGCUGUUUUUGUUGGUCAAUCCCAAGGACUCCUGCAUUACAUGAGUCAACACAGAGACAACACUCUGCCACAUGACUGAACUGUCCAUUUGGGUUCUUCAGGACUACGAUACAGAAGAAUGGGUUCUGAAGCACAAUGUGUCCUUUAUGCAGCUGUUUGGAAGAACGAGUUGCCAAGUUGAACAUGACUACAGUAUGAUUGCCAUUCACCCAGAUCGCAACCUGAUCUUCUUUUUUCAGGACUGGGACCUGAAACUGAAAUCAUAUGACAUGGAUAGCAAGGAAGUGCGCACUCUCCGCACUCUAGGGGUUGGCUGUCAGAAUAUUUUACCAUAUGUUCCCUAUUUCAUGGAGUCAUUGGUACUUCUACUUCAUAGUAAGCACUGAAAUUGUGCCUUGUGAGGUACUAGUCAAAUUUGAUAUUCCAAGUAAUGUGUUCCAGCACAGGAGCAUCUAGCAACAUAAAUAUAUCUGUAGAAUUAGGUAAUGUGUUCUGAUGGUGCUUCGAUGUAUUACUGCUCAUGCAUUUUGUGUGCUAGAUACUGCAAACAAAUACUCGAGGCACGCGUGUAAGUUACCAUUACAUAUGUAUGUUAUGCCUAAGUUGCAGAAUGUAUGAUGUUUGAAAUUCAAGUUCCUAAGUUCUGCUUUUCCUGUUUCCAGAAUCAUAAUGGCUGUAGCACUUUCUUCAGUUAUAUUUUUCACUGAGUGUUCAAGAAUUGUGAAUAUUUGUUUCCUCUGUUUUUUGUUUGUGCUGAAAGGAUAAAUCUUCCUUGUUGCCAGCAAUGCAUGGUAUUGCAAAUUUCAAAAUUGAAAACUCCACGGCAUUAACAUCAAGGGCUGCCCUUGCUGAUAUUUAUUACAUUUUGUAUUGAGCUUCCAGAUCAUUUCUUUUCUAAACUUUCGCUGUUCAGGUUGUAAGCUAUGAUUUCAAGGAGGUGGGGUUUGCGCAAUUGCACAGAACAGCACUCGGAUUUCCGGAAGGAAGAUUUUUCUUCUCAGGUAUGCCAGCAAGACCUGCCACAAGGAAGGCUGCUCUGGAAGGUGAAGCCGCUGUCAGGGCUUAGUUCCUGGAAGAUCCAUAUGGAUGCCUAGGCUCUCUCCACAUGAAGAGGCUGAAGAGGGAUCCAUUUCAUCGUACCAUUCCGUACCCUUAUGGUUGCCCUGAGUUGAAGAGCCUGUUCUCCUACUGUGGCUCAGUGCCUUUCUCCGUGCACCUCCCUUGGACAGAAUAGUUACAUGAAGGAUCAGACAGACUCCUGCCUGCCUCUGCAGAAUUCCAAUUCCAAUAUACUUGCAAUGACCAAGUUCUGAACUGACGGGGAAGAGAAUAUUUACACUUGUGACAAUUGAUUUUGCAAGGUAGAAGCAAUGCUGCAUGGUCGAUAUAUAGAUUUUCCUCUUUUUUCCUUCUUCCUUUCCUGCCAGUCUCCUUGCCUCUUGCACACGUGUUAUGUAGAAAGAACUUUCCUUGUAGCUGAACCUGCUCCUGUUGUGAUAAUCUGGGUAUAUCAUGAACAUUUGGUACUAAUUGAUAUCCUGCUGUUUUUGCACUACUGA
This is a messenger RNA of Panicum virgatum (switchgrass), 2642 nucleotides long. RefSeq lists its product as uncharacterized. NCBI's taxonomy places the organism in Eukaryota, Viridiplantae, Streptophyta, Magnoliopsida, Poales, Poaceae. The record is from RefSeq and is a predicted model, not a curated record. Bases 200 to 1162 code for a protein of 320 amino acids. The transcript is spliced from 2 exons. Gene Ontology annotation, molecular function: protein binding.